AGUGUUGCCUAACAGGAAGUAAAGUAAACAGAACAGUGUUGAGAAAUCUCCAACAGAAAUGGGGCUGAGUUACAUGCUUCUGCUCUUCUCUGGCUUGUGCUCAAUUGUCAGUUGCCAAAGGUUAGUGCCUGGCGCUCCAUAUAAGAUCAACACAAAUGACAAGGGCGUCCUAAAAGCGGUGCUUCAUGGGACCUAUUCAUUUAACAAUCAGACCAAUGAUGCUUUUCUCUUCAAGCCAUCUGCAAUUGAAAAAGCCAACGGACAGAUUGUAAAGGGACUCAAAUACAUUUUGGAAGUAGACCUCUCACGGACCGUGUGCCGCAAAAAUGGACACAGAGACCCAGACCUGGCCAACUGCAAGUUCCAACCAGAUAGUUUGUUGCAGCAGACCUUCCACUGUGACUUUGAGGUUUGGACUAUGCCUUGGCUCCACUUCAUGAAGACUACCUAUUUUUCGUGCAGCCCAUCUGACCCACCUUCAACUUCUCCAUGAAACCCAAUCCAUCAUUUCAAUGUUCUGAGGAAGUUCCUAAGCCGUUUCCCUCCAAACAUGAUUACAUAACUGAGCAUUUUCAUUUCUCGAAAUAAAAUUGAGCCUUAACGUAUAGUG
Messenger RNA from Salvelinus namaycush (lake trout), 610 nucleotides. Its product is annotated as cystatin-F-like. The record is from RefSeq and is a predicted model, not a curated record. The transcript has 4 exons. Gene Ontology annotation, biological process: immune response; negative regulation of microglial cell activation; positive regulation of myelination. Gene Ontology annotation, cellular component: Golgi apparatus; lysosome; late endosome. NCBI's taxonomy places the organism in Eukaryota, Metazoa, Chordata, Actinopteri, Salmoniformes, Salmonidae. The coding region runs from base 59 to 493 and encodes 144 amino acids. Gene Ontology annotation, molecular function: cysteine-type endopeptidase inhibitor activity.